UCACACUCACUUCCACUCUCUACACAUCACCAAACAAUGGAUCAGUUGCACGGCUACUCCAUGGACUCUCCCCUGAACAUCCAGCAACGGCCGGAAACCACGGCAACCAAUAGGAUCGACCCGGGUCUUUGGCUUGAACUCAUGUCAGCCAAUGAAGGAAUCCCAAUGGCCGACCCAAAUGAUUCACACUCGACCCCAGCCCCGACCAUGUUUACUCCAAUCGUCGGACCUAGUGGCAGCCAAGUACAGGUGCCGGGUUUUCAAUUUCCCGCCUACCGGGCCCCCGUGCCCUUCAGUCCACCACUGCAAGACAGUGGGAUGUUCUCCUCUCAUGACACGAUCCGUGCAAGUCAUGUGACGGCGCAGGAUCGUCAACCUCCAAGAACCCCUCCAGGCCCCUUCCAAUGCAAGUGGGAGGGCUGCCACUACUCCGGUUACUUCAGCCGCGAGGCAGACCUCAUACGCCACCUCAGAAUGCUACACAUCAACCCUCGUGCUCAUCGCUGCUGGUGUGGGACCGUCUUUAAUCGGCGGGACAAUCUUCAGGAUCAUGCUCGACGCCAUCAUCACCAUCGUCAUCAUGGCUGACAUUUGCUCUCUGAUGCUCCUCUUGCUGGGUUGAUUUGAUACUUUUGAUUUAGAGAGGCGCUAUAGCCACACUUUUCACAUACCUUUGCUUACUAUGUUGUAAUGUCUACUUCUUAUAGAUACGCAGAAUCUUCACCCUUU
Molecule: messenger RNA, 729 nt
Organism: Aspergillus sclerotioniger CBS 115572
Lineage: Eukaryota; Fungi; Ascomycota; Eurotiomycetes; Eurotiales; Aspergillaceae
Exons: 2
Coding region: 37-588 (183 amino acids)
Source: RefSeq, a predicted model, not a curated record